GAGAGAGCGCGCGAGUGACUGGAGAGAUGAGAUCAGGGAUUUAGGAGAGCAUAAAAUUACAUUCACACGUGCAGCUCGGCGUUACGUAAUAAAGCCUGCCUGCCUGCCUCCCUGCUGCUGCCCCGCGCGCGCUCCGCCUGGGCUGGAGGAGAGCACGAGCAGCGAGCGGAUGAGCAAGAUCGCUGGAGCUGCAGCCACAGAAACAAACCCACCAUACAGCCAGCACGAGCAUGCAAAAAACACCAUCAUCUGGGGCUAUGGCCGCACAACUGGACCUUUUCACGAACACCAAGGGUGCUUAAGCUUCAAGCAGCCGAGCAAGAGGAGAAACUGCAUCAGCUCAUCUGACUCUGCCCACCUGGAUGCUGUGCCUGUGCUGCUGGGAUGCUAAUGCUAAUGAUCAGAUAUGCGUAGCUUGCUGAACGGAUUAUACUAACUGAAAGAGGACACAUCUGCCAUUCGAGGUUGUGUGGUGCCCCCUUUAGGCUGUGGCAGGAUGAGGUCAGCGUGGCCGCUGGUGUGGGCAGUGUGUGGGCUGAGCGCGGGGGCUCCCCCUGCCCACGGAGCGUCAGUCAGCCCCAUCCUGCUCGUGAGCACCAUGGCCACGCCCACCGAGGAACAGACCAUGCCCACCAAGCCUCUCAACAUCAAUGACACAGGUGGCUUGAGCUGUGUGUCUCUGCUUCCUCCACGGAGGGGAUCCUACUAUGUGGAGCAAGGCACCGGGGUGUCUGUAGGAUCAAUUCUGGUGUUCUGGUGCCGGGAGGGCUACCAGCUGGUGGGCAGUGAGAAGAUCACCUGCAUUAUGCGUGCAGGCGUCCCUCGCUGGAGCAACUACCUGCCCGCCUGUGAGAGCAUCCCAAAGCCAGAUGACCAGGGUCUGCGCACGGCCCUGCUGGUGUCUGUGGUCAGUGGAGUGGUCAUCCUGGUCAUGACUGUGUCCUUCAUUGUGUGUUGCAUCCAGGAGCGCAUGAGUAAAAAGAAGGAGAAAAAUCGAUCAGGGAGAAGCAGGAGAAGAGAAAAACGCCGUUCAAGAUCCCGAAGGAGUCCAUCCUGGUUGGUGAGGGAGGAGCUGGACUGGGAAGCUUUCCCGCCUCCGAAAAUCUUCAACGUAUCCCAGCGUUUUGAGCGACCAGUGCCCCCCGGUAGCCCUCUUUACCCUGGGGUCACCAGAGGCUACGAGAACAGAGGGUACGAGAGGAGUCAAGAGAGCCUGCUGAGGAGCCCUCAUCCUGGUGUUUAUCACACAGACAGCCAGGUCUACCCUCACCUGGUGCUCCAGAGGGUCCACACAGCUCCAAACCCCCAGUCUAGCCCCACAACCCCAGUCUACCUGCACGUCUCCACUCCUCCCAAUGCCAAGGCUCAGCGCCGCCCCCCUGUUACCCGUCCAUAGACUGAUAAUGAUACCAUCAUAAACAAAUUGUCCUAAUGACUGCCCACACUGGAUGUGGUCAUGGCAACUGUACUUAGACACUCACGAAAGCAAUGGAGAGAUUUUCCUGCCCAACUGGGCAUGGAGACUAAAAUGGUCCCUGUGACCUGGAGAAGCACUUUGUUUUUUUCUACUGUCAAAUCAAUUUAAAGUCUUUUAAAUGUAAAUUAUUUUCGAUUCCAAAUAUAUAUUGUAAAUAUUAUAUAUCCCAUUUGUGGGAGUGCAUGUUUUAUGUUAAUUUCUGAUUAAAUAUUUCAAUGCAAAAUCUUUUAGCUACUAACUGUAAAUACAGCCAAAACCUGUAAAUAUUCUAUAUUUAGAACAGCUUUAGAUUCAAAGACGUUUUAGUUUGAAAUAUACUUAACCUGCCUCUCUCUGGUUGAUUCUGUGUUUGGUGUCAACUGUGGGACACUGAAUUCGUUUUCUUGAAGCACUCUUUGUGAAAAGUGUAAAGUGUAUGUAGUGAACAACUGACCAAUUAUUUAUUAUAUAAAAGUUGUCCCACUAAAAAGUUUAAGCUUUGUAUUUUUAAGUGUGAUUUUUCAUAAGGUGAUGUUGUCCAUAUACUUGUUAUAUUGCUGCCAUUGCACACUUAUAAGCUACCUGAAUAAAACACAGCGAUUACUUUCAAA
Molecule: messenger RNA, 2067 nt
Organism: Colossoma macropomum (tambaqui)
Lineage: Eukaryota; Metazoa; Chordata; Actinopteri; Characiformes; Serrasalmidae
Exons: 5
Coding region: 497-1396 (299 amino acids)
Cellular component (GO): plasma membrane
Source: RefSeq, a predicted model, not a curated record